GACAUUUUAACAAUAUUUGUUCUUCUAAUCCAGGAGCAUGGAAUGUUUUUCCAUUGUGUGUGUGUGUGUGUGGAAAUACACUGUGAUCUUGCCUGUUUUGGGGGGUGUAUGUGGGAAGAAAUGUCUCUGUGUGGCUUCCCAGGGGUAAAAUCUUUGCCAAGCAGUGCCCCGUACGGGCAGUCCACGCCAGCACAGAGGGCUUCGCAGACGUGAAAAGCUGGAAGAUCUUCAGGCUUUGUGGUGAAGUGAGAGGAACGUGCUAUUUUAGAUCUUAUGAAUGGGUAAGAGUCUUUAUGACUUUCAACCGGAUGUGCUUAGUUCUGUGUGUCUGCUCUGAAACCAAGACAAAGGAGGAUAUGGGAUGAUCCAGAAUUUGGUUUUAUUUUAAAUGUUUAUUUACUUUUGAGAGAGCGCGCGAGUGAGGGAGGAGCAGAAAGAGGGGGGGAAGAGACUCCUAAGAAGGCUCCUUGCUGCCAACGUGGGGCUCGAACUCAUGACAAAGCAUGAGAUCAUGACCUGAGCCGAGAUCAAGAGUCAGAUGCUCCGCCAACUGGGUCACCCAGGUGCCCCUCCUAACUUGUUUUGAAUAAACCCGUGGUGAGCACGUCAGUUCUGUUUCUUGCACAACAGGAUACAGGCUUUUCAAAAACCACAUAAGAGCCUAUAUUUCUCUCAACGAGACAAAGAGGUUAACGAUAGUGAGUAAAGUCAUUAUCCAGGGAGUGAUGUGGGAUUUUAUAGCCAAAUGUAAUCAAGCACAGAAUCAAAUCAAAUGGCUGUGUUUUUGUUGUCCUCAUCAAUUCCUCCCAGAAACAGCUGUUUUAAUUUUGCUUUCCUCAAAGGGAAGGUCUGGGUUUUACAAGUCGGGAGUUGAAAUCAAGCUUUCUUAGUGGGGCCAACAGACUGGCCUUUAGGGUACACUGGUCUCGGAGUCCCAAGGUCUACAUGGAUUGGUGGUUGGACAGGUCGGCGAUGUCAUGCUAAGGAUGUUUGCUGGUACAUGUGUAUUGUUGCGUAUUGAUCACAACAAAAGAGACAAUUACUUUGGAUCUGGCGAAGUAAAUGAGCUACCACCCCACGUCUCCUCUGGAUGACUACCUAACCUUCAACCUCCCAGAACUUUUCUGUGAGAAAAACAACGUCCGGCAGUUUGUGAGUUACUUCCUCCCGCCCUUGUACUGGCUCGUGUUCUUCGUGGGCAUCCUGGGCAACGGCCUGGUCAUCCUCGUCUACUGGUACUGCACGAGAGUGAAGACCAUGACUGACACCUUCCUUCUGAAUCUGGCGAUCGCUGACCUUCUCUUCCUCGUCACGCUUCCUUUCUGGGCCAUUGCCGCUGCGGACCAGUGGAGGUUCCACACCUUCCUGUGCAAGGUGGUCAACAGCAUGUACAAAAUGAACUUCUACAGCUGCGUGCUGCUGAUCAUGUGCAUCAGUGUGGACAGGUACAUCGCCAUCGCUCAGGCCACGAGAGCGCAGACCUGGAGGCAGAAAAGGCUCGUGUACAGCAAAAUGGUCUGCCUGGCUGUCUGGGUGCUGGCGGCCACACUCUGCAUCCCCGAAAUCCUGUACAGUCAACUCAAGAAGGAAUCCGACAUUACCAUCUGCACCAUGGUCUACCCUAGUGACGAGAGCACCAAAGUGAAGUCGGCGGUCUUGACUCUGAAGGUCGUGCUGGGCUUCUUCCUUCCUUUCGUGGUCAUGGCUUGCUGCUAUACCAUCAUCAUCCACACUCUGUUACAAGCCAAGAAGUCAUCCAAGCACAAGGCCCUGAAGGUGACCAUCACCGUCCUCACGGUCUUCUUCCUGUCUCAGUUCCCCUACAACUGCAUUCUGCUGGUGCAGACCAUCGACGCCUACACCACGUUCAUUUCCAGCUGCGCCAUUUCCACCAAUAUUGACAUCUGCUUCCAGGUCACUCAAACCAUCGCCUUCUUCCACAGUUGCCUGAACCCCGUGCUCUAUGUUUUUGUGGGCGAGAGAUUCCGCCGGGAUCUUAUGAGGACCCUGAAGAGCUUGGGCUGCAUCAGCCAGGCACAGUGGGUCUCGUUCAGGAGGAGAGUGGGGAGCGUGAGGCUGUCGUCCAUGCUGCUGGAGACGACUUCGGGAGCGCUCUCCUACUGAGGGGUCUUGGCUCCGACGUGGAUGGCUCUCUCUGAAAUAAUGAGAGAUACCAGUACAGCUUCCCGACUGAUGGGACCAGAGGGAAACCAUUAAAGAAAAAGAAAAAGGAAGGGGGGGGAGAGAAAAAUCCCAGAAAGGGAUGAAUUUGGACAAUUACUUUAGUUGGAAUUUCCAAGCCAGAGUUUUCUACAUGGACUGGCUGUCCCACGGGACUGUUGAUUGGCUCUUGGCUACAAUGCACACAAUGUUCAAAGGAGGACCAACAGACAGCUCUUCAGACCAGCCUGGUUUCGUCCCUUGCCUGAGCAUUAAUGCAGCUGGAUGGCGUUCGAUGUUCCCAGCACACUGUGGAUGGCUGUGGCUUCAGUGCUGAAGCCAUCCCGUCCCCAAGGAGACACAGGAGCACUGGCCACUGCCACCAAGAGGCCACAAAAGCACAAGGUUUCCUGAAAACUUCCAUCUUGGGGGGAAUUUCUACCAUGACUUUGGGGCUUGGUGCCCAUGCCAGGUCUUCUAGAUUCUUGAUCUAGAAUCUUUUCAAACAACCUCAGAUCUUCUCCUCUGGUCUCCUUGAUCUGUUCUGGGCCAGGGAGGGACCCUGUCUGUGCCUCUUUUGAGCUCAGUGAGCCCUGGACGACUAGUCAUACCGGCACACCGUCCCACGGUCUUGGGACUCCGGGGGUUCUGGGACUCCACAGAGUCUCCACAAGGACUCUGCAUGUCCACUCAUGUCACGGGGUUGGUCAGCCUGUGCGGGGACUCUGAGCACCCGAGGGCCCUGCCUCUGUUGUGGGCUCAGUCUGCCAGGUAACUUUUGGGAUGGUCCAUUUUUCCGCUUCCCGUAAAAUGGUUUGGAUUUACAGACCCUCUUGUUUCGCAGGCAGCUGGAAGGGUACCUGCCUUCACGCUGCUCCUUUUCUGACUGUAUAGCACUCACAUGUUCAAAAACUUUCCUUUUAGAGAUUAGGCUGGAAAAAAGGAAUAGAACUCGCUUUUGCUUUGUGUCUUUUAACUAUCUGGCUAACACAUUUGAAACCAUUUUAUAGGGGUGCCUGGGUGGCUCAGUCGGUUGAGCAUCCCACUUUGGGUCAGGUCAUGAUCU
This is a messenger RNA of Suricata suricatta (meerkat), 3226 nucleotides long. It is a transcript of the gene CCR9, whose product is annotated as C-C motif chemokine receptor 9. The record is from RefSeq and is a predicted model, not a curated record. Gene Ontology annotation, molecular function: C-C chemokine receptor activity. The transcript is spliced from 2 exons. Bases 1063 to 2124 code for a protein of 353 amino acids. Lineage: Eukaryota; Metazoa; Chordata; Mammalia; Carnivora; Herpestidae. Gene Ontology annotation, cellular component: membrane. Gene Ontology annotation, biological process: chemotaxis; immune response; G protein-coupled receptor signaling pathway.